This is a messenger RNA of Drosophila suzukii, 2430 nucleotides long. It is a transcript of the gene tgo, whose product is annotated as Aryl hydrocarbon receptor nuclear translocator homolog tgo. NCBI's taxonomy places the organism in Eukaryota, Metazoa, Arthropoda, Insecta, Diptera, Drosophilidae. The record is from RefSeq and is a predicted model, not a curated record. Gene Ontology annotation, biological process: regulation of transcription by RNA polymerase II. Gene Ontology annotation, molecular function: DNA-binding transcription factor activity, RNA polymerase II-specific; RNA polymerase II cis-regulatory region sequence-specific DNA binding; protein dimerization activity. Gene Ontology annotation, cellular component: aryl hydrocarbon receptor complex; nucleus; transcription regulator complex.
UUAUUUUUAUUAAAAAUAUCGAUUUAUCAUUUACUUCGCGCAGUAAACAGAAAUUUUAUCGUGUAGGGAAAAGUACUUUAAAUGGUAAAAGACGCAUAAAACCAGCCCAACAAAAGUGUCUGGAUAACCGGAGUAUCCGCGCGCCCCCUCCAACUAGCACAGGCGACCCAAAUUACGACGAACGUUUUCUAAUUACGCAUUCCAAGCAUGGACGAGGCGAACAUACAGGACAAGGAGCGGUUCGCUAGCCGCGAGAACCACUGCGAGAUCGAGCGACGUCGCCGCAACAAGAUGACGGCCUACAUCACCGAGCUCUCGGACAUGGUGCCCACCUGCAGUGCCCUGGCCCGAAAGCCGGACAAGCUGACCAUCCUCCGCAUGGCUGUGGCCCACAUGAAGGCUCUGCGCGGCACUGGAAACACCAGUAGCGACGGCACCUACAAACCGUCCUUCACCGACCAGGAGCUGAAACACCUCAUCCUGGAGGCUGCCGAUGGCUUCCUUGUGGUAUCCUGCGAUUCGGGCAGGGUCAUCUAUGUCUCCGACUCUGUGACCCCCGUGCUCAACUACACCCAAAGCGAUUGGUACGGCACCAGCCUGUGACACAUUCAUCCCGAUGGCGAGAAGAUCCGCGAGCAGCUCUCCACGCAGGAGUCGCAGAAUGCCGGCCGCAUCCUGGAUCUCAAGUCGGGCACGGUGAAAAGAGGCCACCAGUCCAGCAUGCGGCUGAGCAUGGGAGCCCGUCGCGGAUUCAUCUGCCGCAUGCGGGUGGGAAAUGUGAACCCCGAGUCCAUGGUCUCUGGCCAUUUGAAUCGCCUCAAGCAGCGGAACUCACUGGGACCCUCGCGGGAUGGCACCAACUACGCUGUGGUCCACUGCACAGGCUACAUCAAGAACUGGCCUCCAACCGAUAUGUUCCCCAACAUGCAUAUGGAGCGCGACGUGGACGACAUGAGCUCACACUGCUGCCUGGUGGCCAUCGGACGACUGCAGGUCACCUCCACGGCGGCCAACGACAUGAGUGGCUCGAAUAAUCAGAGCGAGUUUAUCACACGUCAUGCCAUGGACGGCAAGUUCACGUUUGUAGAUCAGCGGGUAUUGAAUAUAUUGGGUUACACCCCACUGAGUUUGGGCAAGAUCUGCUACGAUUUCUUUCAUCCCGAGGACCAGAGCCACAUGAAGGAGAGCUUUGAUCAGGUGCUCAAGCAGAAGGGACAGAUGUUCUCGCUCUUGUACAGAGCUAGGGCUAAGAACUCCGAGUACGUCUGGCUGCGCACACAGGCCUAUGCCUUUCUGAAUCCCUACACCGACGAGGUGGAGUACAUUGUGUGCACCAACAGUUCUGGAAAGACCAUGCAUGGUGCUCCCUUGGAUGCCGCGGCUGCUCAUACGCCCGAGCAAGUGCAACAACAACAGCAGCAGGAGCAACAUGUUUAUGUGCAGGCUGCUCCGGGAGUGGACUACGCCCGCCGGGAGCUGACCCCAGUGGGCAGUGCUACCAACGAUGGCAUGUAUCAGACGCACAUGCUGGCCAUGCAGGCUCCGACGCCCCAACAGCAGCAGCAGCAACAACAACAGCAGCAACAGCGCCCGGGAUCAGCGCAAACCACACCUGUGGGCUAUACCUAUGACACCACACAUUCACCGUACAGCGCUGGAGGACCCUCGCCGCUGGCCAAGAUACCCAAAUCGGGCACCUCGCCCACACCGGUGGCACCCAACUCCUGGGCUGCACUGCGUCCACAGCAACAACAGCAGCAGCAGCCCGUGACCGAGGGCUACCAGUACCAGCAGACAAGUCCGGCCAGGUCACCGAGUGGUCCAACAUACACCCAACUGAGUGCCGGAAACGGCAAUCGCCAGCAACCGCAGCCAGGAGCAUAUCAGGCGGGUCCCACCACCCCCCCCAAUGCACCGGGAAUGUGGGAUUGGCAGCAGGCUGGAGGACACCCACAUCCGCCACAUCCAACGGCGCAUCCGCACCAUCCACACGCUCAUCCCGGAGGCGGCGGAGCAGGACAGCCGCAGGGUCAGGAGUUCUCGGAUAUGCUGCAGAUGCUGGACCACAGUGCGCCGACCACGUUUGAGGAUCUGAACAUCAACAUGUUCAGCACGCCGUUUGAGUAAUCCCGAUCACCUCUCGAUUCCCGUUUCCAGCCCCCCCCUUAACCUGUGUCUCUCUUUAACCAUUUCCAAGUGCAAUCCAUCUUACAUUGUUGAAAUAGUUCAGCCAAACGCAUGCAAAUUGUAAUCUCGUAAAUAGCAUUUUAAGUAAUAGCGGUAGUCACGUACACGACUCUGAUAUCUAUAUUUUUGUGUGCUACGUCUUUUUCACUUCCUCCUCCCGCCUCCAUUUAACCCGCUCAUUGGCCGUGCAAAAGUAUUUACAAUUAAAGUCGUACGUUUGUUCAAAACGAAAGGGAAUAUACA